ACCAACCACGGAAAUCAGCUAAACACCAGCUUGGCCAUUCUGAGACAUUAGCCCAAACCGGCUUAUACCAGCUUUGGCUAGAAUCUAAUAUUUCAAAAGCAAUUUUGCAUUAGACAGAAUUCAUUAAAGUUGUUGCUAAAACACAAAAGCUGGACUUUGAAAUGGACGUGACUGGGACUAAAUUGAAUGAAAUAAAGUACAGUGAACAACAUGCGUAACUAACUAUACAUCAAAACCCCUCCCCACUGACAAAACCACACCUCCUAAGGGUCAAUGGUGCAUUUUCAUCACCUUCAUAACAGCCAGCACAUUCGAACGCUUCUCAUUGUCCUGAGGUAGACCCAGCUCAGCUCAACACUAGAGGACUCUUAAGAGACACUGGAGACAAACUAUGUCAGGGGACGCACACCUGAGGUUGCUCUCUAUAGUAGCCUAUUUAUGUGUUCUCAACACUGAGGCUCAUUCAGGUGGUUUUCCACUCACUCUUCCUGACUGGAGGUCAAAUGCAGAUUAUUUCGCAAAGUGUGAUUUUGGCAGUGAUUUGCCGGCAUCCUGCGAUUGGACCUCUGAGGGACCCAUCAGCACUCAGAAGGCAACAGAGGAAACAUCUCUCCAUCCUAACAGUCCAUCUGGUGCGUUUCGCCUCAAGAGUGGAUUUCUUAAGAUCUCAGAAGACUCCUGUCUGGAGUUCUGGUACCAUAAACUUAAGAAGAGUUCUGAACUCAAAGUUUUGCUAGAGGCUGAUUUUCUGCAAACAUUGAUUUGGACCUCAGAGACAUCUAGCACUGGAGACUGGAGACAAGUCUUCAUCCCUCUCACAAAGCAGUCUGACAAAGACAACAUCCAGGUUAUUUUUGAGCUAUUGAAAGGUCUGCAAGACGAUGAACAAACUGCAUUUGACAAAAUGGGAAUACGGAAGGGACAAUGUGGGCCACAAUGUAGGCGAGGAGACACAUUUUGGACUGAUAAAAGCACUCGCUGCACUUGCACUGAUGAGCAACUCAUCUGUUCUCACGACCCUCGGUCCAAAGAUACUUUUGGCACCUGCCAUGUGGCCUCUGACCCACACUACACUACUUUCGAUGGGGUCAGCUUCCAAUUUAAGAGUCCUUGUACCUACGUCUUGUCAAAGGUCUGCGAUGACUCAGGGUUGCUUCCUGAGUUUGCAGUAGAGGUGCAAAAUGAGAAUAAAGGGGACUCGCACGUAUCCUCCAUUCAGCAGGUGAACAUCAAUGUACAUGGUCUGAGAGUGACCAUGGUGAGGACAGAGAGGAGCAAAGUCAUGGUUAAUGGGAUUUGGAAGAAUCUGCCUCUACUCCUGCAAAAAAACAGAGUUACGGUUAAUGCCCAGGGAGAUGCUUUGGUCCUUCAGACAGACUUCAAACUGUCUGUCCUCUACUUGAGAUCCGGUGCCGUACAGGUGAUUGUCCCCAGCCAUUACUCAAACAGAAUCUGUGGCAUGUGUGGUAACUUUAACCACGAGACAGAAGACGACUUCAAGAUCCCAGACGGGUCACUGGUGCAGGACACACAUGUUUUAGGGCAGAGUGUGUGUGGGGAACCCACCCUCCUCAGGGUCUGUACAGAUGCAGAGGAACAGAAGUACGCCAGCGAGGUUUACUGCGGCAUUCUAACAUCCAGACAAGGGCUAUUCUCAACGUGCUCAUCUGUUCUGAAUGCAGAUAGUUUCUUCCGAAGCUGUAUGUUUGAUAUGUGUACAACUCAUGGAGAUCCCACAGCCCUCUGCGAUGCCAUUGAGGCCUUCAGUGCCACCUGCGACAAAGUUGGGAUCUCUGUUCUGGCCUGGAGGAACACAACAUUCUGUCCUGUGGCGUGUGGCCCUCAAAGCCACUAUAACGCCUGUGCCAGCGGCUGCCCUAAGACCUGCUCCAGCCAGGAUGCUACAGGGUCUUGUGGGAUAUGUGAGGAGCGCUGUGAGUGUGACGAUGGCCUCAUGCUCAGCGGAGGAGCAUGUGUAUCAGCUGAUGACUGUGGAUGCUGGGCUAAUGGACAGCAUUAUAUGGUCAGAGAGACAUUUAUGGAGGGUGAAUGUGAGCAACAGUGCCAGUGUUUGGGCAAUGGGAACAUUCAAUGUUCACCUACGUCCUGCAAAACUGAUGAAGUAUGCAUGGUUAAAGAGGGAUUCUUGGGUUGCUUUCCAUCCAGCCCGGUGACCUGCAGCGUCUACGGUGACCCUCAUUACAUCACUUUCGAUGGCAAGGCCUACUCCUUCUGGGGCACCUGCAACUACACCAUAGCAAAAACCUGCGGGGCUACUGACACCCUGUUCACAAUAACGGCACGAAAUGAGGGCCAGAGCAACUCUUCAACUUCCUCUCUUAACUCUGUAGCUCUUGACAUGGAUGGCCUACAUAUUGUCAUUGGAAAGAACAAGCAGGUUUAUGUAAACGGUGGUCGUGUUCGCCUCCCUGCGGAGUUUGGUUCCUCUGUGUCUGUGUUUCAGUCGGGGCCCUACGUUCAGGUUAAUACAAACUUCGGGCUAAGGCUGCUGUUUGGAAACGCCAGGCUGUUCGUCCAGGUGGAUGAACGCUACAGAGGAGUGUUGUGCGGCCUGUGCGGGACCUACUCCGGGAGUCAGUUUGACGACUUUCUGACACCCGACGGCAACACAGUAGCGAAUCCGCACGAGUUCGCCAGCAGCUGGAAUACCAACGACAGCGACUGGACUUGCACUAAUGGCUCUCCAAACCCCCCUGAGUGUCAUCCAGACCUGGAGGAUGAUGCAUAUACAAAGUGCAGUGAACUGUUUGAAGAUGCUUUCAAAGAGUGCCACUGGUUUGUUCCACCACAGAUUUAUGUCAGCAGCUGCGUUUCUGAUUACUGUAUUUCCAAAGGUGACAAAGCUCAGCUCUGCACCUCUUUGGAGGACUAUGUGUCUGCUUGUGAAAUAGCUGAGGUCUUUCUGCCAGACUGGAGGAAUCACACCUUGUGUUUUGCCGAUCCACUGCCAACAGAUGACCCAACACCAAGUCCAUCUUCAGCAAGUUGCCCAUGGAGCUGUAACUUUGAGCAGGAUGAAUGUGGGUGGGAACAACUUAUCCAAGACAGUUUUGAUUGGACCAGAUGGUCAGGGUCAACACCAACAAACUUCACUGGGCCAGCCGGUGACCACACCACGGGAAGUGGCUAUUACAUGUAUAUAGAGGGGGAUAGUGUGGUUCAUGGCGACUCAGCCCGAAUAAUGACCCCCGUCUGCCACACUACUGGCAAGCAGUGUUUGAGCUUCUGGUUUCACAUGUAUGGCUUGGCAAAUGCUAUGUUACUCAACCUCUACAUAUAUGAGAACAAUCGUGUUUUCAAAAUAUGGUCUAGAACUAACAACCAGGGCAACAGUUGGUACCAAGGCCAGGUUGAAAUCAAACCACAACAGCCAUUCCAGAUCAUCAUUGAAGGCAUCAGGGGCUCAAAUCCUCGCUCAGAUGUGUCCAUAGAUGAUGUGUCCAUAAUGCAUGGUGCAUGUGUCCAAGAUUUGGACUCGACCACUCUUGCACCCCAUCCAUCUACUCCAAACUUACAUGACCCCCAUCCAAAUUGCAGAAUGAACUGUGAUUUUGAAAGCGACAUUUGCAGUUGGACUCAAACAGUGACUGAUGUUUUUGAUUGGACAAGACACAAAGGCUCCACCCCCACAUCAAUGACUGGUCCCUCCUCUGACCACACAACAGGAAGUGGGUUUUACAUGUACAUUGAGGGUGACAGUGCUGUCCAUGGCGACACGGCCCGUCUCCUCAGUGCAGAAUGUGCUGAUCCUCAACCUCAGUGUCUUCAGUUCUGGUAUCACAUGUAUGGCUCCAGCUGGACCAUGGGACUGAGUGUCUACCUGCUGCAAUAUGGCAAUGUGGCCAAGGAGAUGUGGAGGAAGAGCGAAGACCAGGGAAACAUGUGGCAUCUUGCACGGGUGGACCUGAGACCAGAUGUUAAGUUUCAGGUGAUCUUUGAGGGCCGUAGAGGAAGCUCAGCCCGGUCAGAUGUAGCCAUUGAUGACGUCUCACUGCACAGAGGAGCCUGUAGCGAUUUACCAAACCAGGCAGCUCCAUCUUCAGUUCCAUUGCCACCAGCUGCAAGAAUGCCACAACCUGCACCCAUCCAAACUACAGAAAUACCAAACACCUUGUCUUCUUGUGGCAUCAGCUGUGAUUUUGAAAAAGACAUUUGCACUUGGACUCAGUUGGCGACUGACGUUUUUGAUUGGACAAGAAAUGGAGGCUCCACCCCCACAUCAAUGACUGGUCCCUCCUCUGACCACACAACAGGAAGUGGGUUUUACAUGUACAUUGAGGGUGACAGUGCUGUCCAUGGCGACACGGCCCGUCUCCUCAGUGCAGAAUGUGCUGAUCCUCAACCUCAGUGUCUUCAGUUCUGGUAUCACAUGUAUGGCUCCAGCUGGACCAUGGGAUUGAGCGUCUACCUGCUGAAAUAUGGCAAUGAGGCCAAAGAGGUGUGGAGAAUGAGAGAAGACCAAGGAAACAUGUGGCAUCUUGCACGGGUGGACCUGAGACCAGAUGUUAAGUUCCAAGUCAGUGAAUCGUCUUGGAAUACUUUAUAUGUGAUCUUUGAGGGCCGUAGAGGAAGCUCAGCCCGGUCAGAUGUAGCCAUUGAUGACGUCUCACUGCACAGAGGAGCCUGUAGUGGUGGGUUUUACAUGUACAUUGAGGGUGACAGUGCUGUCCAUGGCGACACGGCCCGUCUCCUCAGUGCAGAAUGUGCUGAUCCUCAACCUCAGUGUCUUCAGUUCUGGUAUCACAUGUAUGGCUCCAGCUGGACCAUGGGACUGAGUGUCUACCUGCUGCAAUAUGGCAAUGUGGCCAAAGAGGUGUGGAGAAUGAGAGAAGACCAAAGAAACAUGUGGCAUCUUGCACGGGUGGACCUGAGACCAGAUGUUAAGUUUCAGGUUAUCUUUGAGGGCCGUAGAGGAAGCUCAGCCCGGUCAGAUGUAGCCAUUGAUGACGUCUCACUGCACAGAGGAGCCUGUAGUGAUUUACCAAACCAGGCAGCUCCAUCUUCAGUUCCAUUGCCACCAGCUGCAAGAAUGCCACAACCUGCACCCAUCCAAACUGCAGAAAUACCAAACACCUUGUCUUCUUGUGGCAUCAGCUGUGAUUUUGAAAAAGACAUUUGCACUUGGACUCAGUUGGCGACUGACGUUUUUGAUUGGACGAGAAAUGGAGGCUCCACCCCCACAUCAAUGACUGGUCCCUCCUCUGACCACACAACAGGAAGUGGGUUUUACAUGUACAUUGAGGGUGACAGUGCUGUCCAUGGCGACACGGCCCGUCUCCUCAGUGCAGAAUGUGCUGAUCCUCAACCUCAGUGUCUUCAGUUCUGGUAUCACAUGUAUGGCUCCAGCUGGACCAUGGGAUUGAGCGUCUACCUGCUGCAAUAUGGCAAUGUGGCCAAAGAGGUGUGGAGAAUGAGAGAAGACCAAGGAAACAUGUGGCAUCUUGCACGGGUGGACCUGAGACCAGAUGUUAAGUUCCAGGUGAUCUUUGAGGGCCGUAGAGGAAGCUCAGCCCGGUCAGAUGUUGCCAUUGAUGAUGUCUCACUGCACAGAGGAGCCUGUAGCGAUUUACCAAACCAAGCAGCUCCAUCUUCAGUUCCAUUGCCACCAGCUGCAAUAAUGCCACAACCUGCACCAUUCCAAACUGCAGAAAUACCAAACACCUUGCCUUCUUGUAGCAUCGACUGUGAUUUUGAAAGAGACAUUUGUGCUUGGACUCAGUUGGCGACGGAUGUUUUUGAUUGGACAAGAAACGGAGGCUCCACCCCCACAUCAAUGACUGGUCCCUCCUCUGACCACACAACAGGAAGUGGGUUUUACAUGUACAUUGAGGGUGACAGUGCUGUCCAUGGCGACACGGCCCGUCUCCUCAGUGCAGAAUGUGCUGAUCCUCAACCUCAGUGUCUUCAGUUCUGGUAUCACAUGUAUGGCUCCAGCUGGACCAUGGGAUUGAGCGUCUACCUGCUGCAAUAUGGCAAUGUGGCCAAAGAGGUGUGGAGAAUGAGAGAAGACCAAGGAAACAUGUGGCAUCUUGCACGGGUGGACCUGAGACCAGAUGUUAAGUUCCAGGUGAUCUUUGAGGGCCGUAGAGGAAGCUCAGCCCGGUCAGAUGUAGCCAUUGAUGACGUCUCACUGCACAGAGGAGCCUGUAGCGAUUUACCAAACCAGGCAGCUCCAUCUUCAGUUCCAUUGCCACCAGCUGCAAGAAUGCCACAACCUGCACCCAUCCAAACUGCAGAAAUACCAAACACCUUGUCUUCUUGUGGCAUCAGCUGUGAUUUUGAAAAAGACAUUUGCACUUGGACUCAGUUGGUGACUGACGUUUUUGAUUGGACAAGAAAUGGAGGCUCCACCCCCACAUCAAUGACCGGUCCCUCCUCUGACCACACAACAGGAAGUGGGUUUUACAUGUACAUUGAGGGUGACAGUGCUGUCCAUGGCGACACGGCCCGUCUCCUCAGUGCAGAAUGUGCUGAUCCUCAACCUCAGUGUCUUCAGUUCUGGUAUCACAUGUAUGGCUCCAGCUGGACCAUGGGACUGAGUGUGUACCUGCUGCAAUAUGGCAAUGUGGCCAAAGAGGUGUGGAGAAUGAGAGAAGAUCAAGGAAACAUGUGGCAUCUUGCACGGGUGGAUCUGAGACCAGAUGUUAAGUUUCAGGUGAUCUUUGAGGGCCGUAGAGGAAGCUCAGCCCGGUCAGAUGUAGCCAUUGAUGACGUCUCACUGCACAGAGGAGCCUGUAGCGAUUUACCAAACCAGGCAGCUCCAUCUUCAGUUCCAUUGCCACCAGCUGCAAGAAUGCCACAACCUGCACCCAUCCAAACUGCAGAAAUACCAAACACCUCAGCUUCUUGUAGCAUCGGCUGUGAUUUUGAAAAAGACACUUGUGCUUGGACUCAGUUGGCGACUGACGUUUUUGAUUGGACAAGAAACGGAGGCUCCACCCCCACAUCAAUGACUGGUCCCUCCUCUGACCACACAACAGGAAGUGGGUUUUACAUGUACAUUGAGGGUGACAGUGCUGUCCAUGGCGACACGGCCCGUCUCCUCAGUGCAGAAUGUGCUGAUCCUCAACCUCAGUGUCUUCAGUUCUGGUAUCACAUGUAUGGCUCCAGCUGGACCAUGGGACUGAGUGUCUACCUGCUGCAAUAUGGCAAUGUGGCCAAAGAGGUGUGGAGAAUGAGAGAAGACCAAGGAAACAUGUGGCAUCUUGCACGGGUGGACCUGAGACCAGAUGUUAAGUUCCAGGUGAUCUUUGAGGGGCGUAGAGGAAGCUCAGCCCGGUCAGAUGUAGCCAUUGAUGAUGUCUCACUGCACAGAGGAGCCUGUAGCGAUUUACCAAACCAGGCAGCUCCAUCUUCAGUUCCAUUGCCACCAGCUGCAAUAAUGCCACAACCUGCACCCAUACAAACUGCAGAAAUACCAAACACCUUGCCUUCUUGUAGCAUCGACUGUGAUUUUGAAAGAGACAUUUGUGCUUGGACUCAGUUGGCGACGGAUGUUUUUGAUUGGACAAGACACAGAGGCUCCACCCCCACAUCAAUGACUGGUCCCUCCUCUGACCACACAACAGGAAGUGGGUUUUACAUGUACAUUGAGGGUGACAGUGCUGUCCAUGGCGACACGGCCCGUCUCCUCAGUGCAGAAUGUGCUGAUCCUCAACCUCAGUGUCUUCAGUUCUGGUAUCACAUAUAUGGCUCCAGCUGGACCAUGGGAUUGAGCGUCUACCUGCUGCAAUAUGGCAAUGUAGCCAAAGAGGUGUGGAGAAUGAGAGAAGACCAAGGAAACAUGUGGCAUCUUGCACGGGUGGACCUGAGACCAGAUGUUAAGUUCCAGGUGAUCUUUGAGGGCCGUAGAGGAAGCUCAGCCCGGUCAGAUGUAGCCAUUGAUGAUGUCUCACUGCACAGAGGAGCGUGUAGCGAUUUACCAAACCAAGCAGCUCCAUCUUCAGUUCCAUUGCCACCAGCUGCAAUAAUGCCACAACCUGCACCCAUCCAAACUGCAGAAAUACCAAAAACCUCAGAUUCUUGUAGCAUCGACUGUGAUUUUGAAAAAGACAUUUGUGCUUGGACUCAGUUGGCGACUGACGUUUUUGAUUGGACAAGAAACGGAGGCUCCACCCCCACAUCAAUGACUGGUCCCUCCUCUGACCACACAACAGGAAGUGGGUUUUACAUGUACAUUGAGGGUGACAGUGCUGUCCAUGGCGACACGGCCCGUCUCCUCAGUGCAGAAUGUGCUGAUCCUCAACCUCAGUGUCUUCAGUUCUGGUAUCACAUGUAUGGCUCCAGCUGGACCAUGGGACUGAGUGUGUACCUGCUGCAAUAUGGCAAUGUGGCCAAAGAGGUGUGGAGAAUGAGAGAAGACCAAGGAAACAUGUGGCAUCUUGCACGGGUGGACCUGAGACCAGAUGUUAAGUUCCAGGUGAUCUUUGAGGGGCGUAGAGGAAGCUCAGCCCGGUCAGAUGUUGCCAUUGAUGAUGUCUCACUGCACAGAGGACCCUGUAGUGAAAUCACUCUCUUGGAGAUGCAUGGAAAUUAUGACAGCAUAAGCGAAAAUAUCAUGAUGAACCCAAACAAGGAGGUGGCUAAGAAAGAAAGCUGGAAAGCAACAGAUGACAAAAUCACAGCAAGAAGAAGGCGGUCACUACUGUUUAGGGAACGUUCUCGGGCUUGAGCUGAAACACUACGAGGCAAACCAUUAGCUGAAAGCACCUGUCAUCUGUCAAUAUGAACCCACUCAACAUCAAAGCUCAAGAGCUACUCAGACCAGUUUUAGCAAGGUCAUUUGCUGUGUUGUUUUCCUAGGAAAUAUCUCUAACAGUUAUUUCAUAUUAUGAUUUAAACAUGACACCAUUGAAAGAUGUGUUUUCCCCUAAAAUCACUGUGAUUUUUUUUUUUCCCUCAAGUUCACGUCUCCUAGCAGAGUAACCACUUUACAUUGAUUAUGAGAAUGUUACACUAAUAUUUACACAUCCAUAGAACGUCUGAAUACUUAUUUUAAUUUUCAACAA
Carassius carassius (crucian carp) is the source of this 9029-nucleotide messenger RNA. Its product is annotated as MAM and LDL-receptor class A domain-containing protein 1. The transcript is spliced from 51 exons. The coding region runs from base 392 to 8692 and encodes 2766 amino acids. Gene Ontology annotation, cellular component: membrane. Lineage: Eukaryota; Metazoa; Chordata; Actinopteri; Cypriniformes; Cyprinidae. The record is from RefSeq and is a predicted model, not a curated record.